AUGGACUCAUAUGGAGUCCGGAGGUCGGACACCACCAAAGGGCCGCCUCUGCGCAUCUUGUCUCUCGACGGAGGAGGUGUUCGAGGCUAUUCUAUGCUCAUCAUCAUCCAAGAACUCAUGCACCGAACGUUCGUCGAAACCGAAGGUCGCGCACCUAAACGACACGAAAUCCCGAAGCCAUGCGAGCACUUCGACCUGAUCGUCGGCACAGGCACCGGCGGCUUGAUCGCAAUCAUGCUGGGCAGGCUACGGCUGGACCUGGAGACUUGCAAGGAGCUGUACGUUCGCAUGACCAAAAUGGUGUUCGAGACGGACAAGACUAUCGCUGGUAUCCCGUACCGAUCUACGCUCUUCAAGGCCAGCAAGCUUGAGGAGGCCAUCAAGCAGGGAGUCUGGGAACACACAGUCUAUGGAAAGGAAGGCAACGACCACGAGGUAGAAGUCGAAAACCCCCUUCGUUCGUCAAGUCGCUCAAGCUCAGGAUCCGUAAAGCGGCACACUAGCAACGCCAGUACCCUUAGUUUCAGCGCACGCCACCCUUCCGGCCAGGUAUCGACUCGACCGGCUAUGAACUUGAAAUAUGGAAACGGGAACGCAAGAUUAUACGACGCCCGAGAGAAUAGAACCAAGACCGCUGUAACAGCAAUGUACAAGGGAUCCUCGCGAGGCUCACCCCCAGUAAUGCUGCGGUCCUACGAUUCACGCAAAGAGCCCCCGCCAGAGUUUGACUGCAAGAUCUGGGAGGCUGGACGUGCAACUUGCUCAAUCGGCCUGGCGUUCAAGCCUGUCCAGAUUGGCCAGUCAAUAUUCCACGACGAUGGCGCCGGCACUUUCAACCCCGCACCCGAGGCUCUGGAUGAGGCAGUGAUUAACGAAUGGCCAGGGCGAGAAGUGGGAGUGUUUGUCAGCGUUGGCACUGGAAGACGGCCUCGCGGGAGCGACGGAAACCAGCAAGUGUGGUACGAGGGAUUCCUGGGCGAAUUUGCCGAGGCGCGAAGAAAGAUGAUCUCCAAGAUUGAAGGCUGCGAAAAGAUUCAUGAGUACAUGAUUCGGGAGCAUCUGGCAAAGCGAGGCGUCAACAUUGAAAACUACUACCGCCUAAACGUCGAGGUGGGAGUGGGCGAGUUUGGCAUGAAUGAGUGGAACCGACUCAGUGAAAUCAGCACCGGCACUCGACGAUAUAUGUCGCGGGAAGACGAGCAGACGAUGAUCCACGGCAUUUCGACAAGGCUUGCCAAAAUCCACAGAGCAAAGCUCCGCUGGGAGCGAAACUCUGUCAACGUGCCCGAGCUGGUCAAGUCGACUUCAGAAACCAACUAUGAGCAACCUUUUGCGGUCGAGCUGCCCGGCGACAUGCCGGCAUCCUUUGCACACAGCCCACAGAGCCCACCGAGCCGCUCGUCGUUUGAUUCUGCGCCAGACAGUCUACACCUGCAGGCAAAUACCCUGUCGUCGCCCCGAGUCUCUGGCGACCAUAUCCGACCAGGCACCGGGCACUCUCGCUACGGACGGACCCCCCCUAAUGUGGUGGACAUGUCGUCUCCCAGCCAGUACAGGAUUCCUCAGUUUGCCGACGACAAGAUUGCCAUUAUGGGCCCGGACGAGGAGCCAAAGUAUCCGGCACCGCUGUCACUCAAGUCUCCAGUUCAAAUGGAGCCGCCGGCAGUGCCCGCAAAGAUGGCGCCGCCGUUGCCGCCAAAGACGCCUAUACAUGAAUAUGGUCACCGGCCGCGAGACUCGGAGACCUCGAUCCCACCUUAUCCUCUCGACGAUGAUGACGGCCCGCCUCCCAUCAACAUGGCACGGAAGCCAGAGUAUCUGCAGUAUUAA
Messenger RNA from Trichoderma asperellum CBS 433.97, 1830 nucleotides. RefSeq lists its product as uncharacterized. The record is from RefSeq and is a predicted model, not a curated record. Gene Ontology annotation, biological process: arachidonate metabolic process. Gene Ontology annotation, cellular component: membrane. NCBI's taxonomy places the organism in Eukaryota, Fungi, Ascomycota, Sordariomycetes, Hypocreales, Hypocreaceae.